Messenger RNA from Lactuca virosa, 1004 nucleotides. NCBI's taxonomy places the organism in Eukaryota, Viridiplantae, Streptophyta, Magnoliopsida, Asterales, Asteraceae. The record is from the annotation of a GenBank genome assembly.
AGUGGCUCAUGGAUCAUCCUAAAUUUCUCAACAAUCCAUUGUAUCUUGGUUCUGAUUCCUAUGGUGGCAUAGUGGUGCCAAUGAUUGUUCAAGAAAUAUAUAAUGGUAAUGAAGUUGGAGGAGGGCCACAUAUCAACAUUAAAGGAUACGUGCUUGGUAACCCUUCAACAGACGCAAGUUUUGACUGUAAUUCAAAAAUCCCAUUCGCUCAUCGUAUGGGACUUUUAUCAGAUGCAAUCUACAAGUCUACUAAAGAAAAUUGUCAUGGAGAAUACUUGAAUGUUGAUCCCAACAACAGUGUUUGUACACAUUAUCUUCAUGUGGUAGAUAAGUGUCUGGAAAGAAUUAGAAAAGCUCACAUUUUAGAGCCUUUUUGUGACACUUUAAAUGCCUUACGAUCCGAUCUCUUUAGGAGACGCUUAAGAUUUCUUGACAAUACCUCUAUGGAUAUUUGGUCGUUACCUCAACUUCAUAUACAAGGCUGUCGCGAGGACAACUACCUGUACUCGUAUACAUGGGCUAACAGAAAAGACGUGCGAGAGGCUCUUGACAUUCGUGAGUUGCCUAUCAUCGACACCUUGCUGAUAGAAAAUUGUCGAGCUCUUGUAUAUAGUGGAGAUCAUGAUAUGGUUGUUCCAUAUUUGGGUACGUUAAACUGGAUUGAAUCGCUAAAUCUGUUAGUUGUGGAUGAUUGGAGACCUUGGUUUGUUGAUGAACAAGUAGCCGGAUACACCAUGAAAUACUCAAACCACGACUACAACUUGACAUUCGCUACUAUAAAGGGAGGAGGUCACACAGCUCCGGAGUACAAACCUAAAGAAUGUUUAAGCAUGCUUACAAGGUGGCUUGCUAAUGAAGAUUUGUAAGCAACACUUCAUGUGGAGUUAGAACUUUUGUUCCUUAUGUUGUACUUUUUUGUAAGUUAAUUUCGAUAGAUAUUGUAGUGUGUUUAUCGUACAAUAAUUCUUCUAAAGCAGUUGAAGACAUUUGCAAAAGUUGAUGAG